AUGAAGGAAGCAGGAAAUGAUCCUGGUCGCUCUAAUACCACACAUCACUUUGGUAAUGAGUCUACUACUUCCUCAUUAAUUAAGGUUGGGGUCAUUUUGCCAUCAAGUUCUGGUCAUUUUGCUUUUGGUUUUUACCCACAAGGAAGUGGCUUUGCUGUUGGGAUAUGGUUGGUUAGUCCAUCUGAAAACACAACCACUGUUGUAUGGACUGCUAACCGUGAUGCUCCACCAGUCUCCACUAAUUCGAUAUUGAAUUUGACUGAGGGAGGCCUGCUUCUUCAAAAUGGAAAUGGAGACUCACCUAAGAAGUUAGACUCGGAAAGUCCAUAUAGAUUGUUAAUCUCAUGGGCAUCUAUGGAUGAUUCUGGCAACUUUGUGUUUUAUGAUGUGGAUUCUUACAUUAUCUGGCAAAGCUUUGAUCACCCAACUGACACCAUAUUAGGAGGUCAGAAUUUGACUAUUGAUGAUGAGUUAGUCUCUAGUAUUUCCAAAUCAGACCAUUCAAGUGGACGUUUCUAUCUAAGCAUGCAAACUGAUGGAAGCCUUGUGGCUUACCCUUUUUACAGCUCCAGAGACCUUGAGGAUGCUUACUGGUCUAUAGAAGGUCAGACAUCCUUCAAAAUACUCAGUCUUAACAAUCAAGGCUUUCUUUGUCUAUAUUGUGAUCUGUUUAAUAGUUUCAUGAUUUACCAAUGCUCAAACUUAAAAGGCUUAUGUUUCAACGAUGGCAAUAAGCCUAGAAAGAAGUCACCUAACAAUACAACUUCAAUCUACCGUGCAACACUUGACAUAGAUGGAAACUUGAGAUUGUAUGAGCACCAAUUUCACUUUGAGGGAAACAAUACUACUACUAGCUCACGUGUGGAAAUGCUGUGGCAAGCACUUAAUGAUACAUGUGAAGUGAAGGGUUUUUGUGGGUUGAACAGUUAUUGCUCCUCCAACAUGAGUGGUGAUGCUGUCUGCAAGUGUUAUCCUGGUUUCGUCCCUUCCAUGACUCAAAACAGUGCUAAUAUGGACUGCGUACGGAUGCAUAGCAAAGAUGAUUGUGAAAGCAGUGAAGACCCGGCGAUGUUGUAUAAUAUUACUCACCUUGAGAAUAUGUCUUGGGGUGAUAUUCCAUAUUCUGUUAUUCUCGGGAUGAAGAUGGAAACUUGUGAUAAGGCUUGCCAAGAAGAUUGUGUUUGUGGGGGAGCAAUAUAUACAAACGAAACUUGCAUUAAAUAUAGACUUCCACUUAUUUAUGGCAGGUUUCAGAAUGAUACCUCCACCGUGUCUUUGGCCAUAUUCAAGAUUCCUUCUUCAACAACUGCCAUUAUUUCACCUCCAACCUCAAACGAGAUCAACUUGCAUAAGCCCAAUGUUGUUUAUGACAACAAGAGAAAUCUCAUAAUGAUCCUAGCUUUUACUUUGGGUUCCGUUUCAUUGAUUUGUUUGGUCUUUGCAGUGUCCAUUUUCUUCACUUACAGGCGUCAAGUUCAUAGAUACGCAGUGUUGUCUGAAAGUGAUAAACUUGGAUUUACUGAAGAAUGUUCCUUGCGUUCAUUUUCUCUUGACGAACUUGCGGAAUCAACUGGUGGCUUUUCAGAAGAGAUAGGGAGAGGAUCAUUUGGAGCUGUUUAUAAAGGUACAAUAGGCGACAACAACAGAAGUAUUGCUGUGAAGAGACUAGAGGAGAGAAUUACCGAUGAAGGGGAGAGGGAAUUCCAAGCUGAAAUUACUGCCAUAGCUCGAACUCAUCAUAGGAAUUUGGUUAAGCUUAUUGGUUUUUGUAUUGAAGGGUCCAAGAAGCUUCUUGUUUAUGAAUUUGUCAGCAAAGGAUCUCUUGCAAAUCUCCUUUUUGAAUGGGAAAUAAGAUUACCUUGGAAAGAGAGAAUGAAACUUGCAUUGGACGUGGCCAGAGGACUACUCUAUCUACACGAAGAGUGUGAAGUCCAAAUCAUCCAUUGCAAUAUAAAUCCUCGAAAUAUACUUAUGGAUGAAGCAUGGACUGCUAAAAUAUCUGAUUUUGGAUUCUCAAGGCUAUUAAAGAGAGGCCACUCUAGGACUAAAAAAGGGGAUGAUGGCACAAGCAGGUACUUAGCUCCUGAAUGGCAGAAGGACGAUGCAUCAGUAUCAGUAAAAGCUGAUAUUUAUAGUUUUGGGGUGGUAUUAUUGGAGAUUACCUGUCGUAGAAGAAGUAUAGAAAUGAAUAAUAUAUCCUCAGCUGACGAAAUCCUUCUUUCCAGUUGGGUAUAUCAAUGUUUUGCAGCAGGACAAUUAAACAAGCUUAUCACACGUGAUGAAAAAGAUGUGGAUUGGAAGAUAUUGGAAAGAAUGGUGAAGGUGGGGCUGUGGUGUGUGCAAGAUCACCAAUCUCUCCGUCCUGCAAUAAAGAAUAUAAUCUUAAUGUUAGAAGGUUUGAAAGAUAUUCCACUUCCUCCUUCUCCAGCUCGCUUAGUUGAAUAGUCUUGUAGGGGCAUUAUGUUUUUUGUCUGUGUUAUUUAUUAUCUAUGCUAUUGCAUUAUGAAUAUGAUAUGAAUUUUUGUACCA
Molecule: messenger RNA, 2529 nt
Organism: Cicer arietinum (chickpea)
Lineage: Eukaryota; Viridiplantae; Streptophyta; Magnoliopsida; Fabales; Fabaceae
Product: G-type lectin S-receptor-like serine/threonine-protein kinase LECRK3
Biological process (GO): protein phosphorylation; recognition of pollen
Molecular function (GO): protein kinase activity; ATP binding
Source: RefSeq, a predicted model, not a curated record